This is a messenger RNA of Electrophorus electricus (electric eel), 867 nucleotides long. RefSeq names its product charged multivesicular body protein 5a (gene chmp5a). NCBI's taxonomy places the organism in Eukaryota, Metazoa, Chordata, Actinopteri, Gymnotiformes, Gymnotidae. Gene Ontology annotation, biological process: vesicle budding from membrane; late endosome to vacuole transport via multivesicular body sorting pathway. The record is from RefSeq and is a predicted model, not a curated record. Gene Ontology annotation, cellular component: multivesicular body.
ACUGGUCCCACUGAUGCUUUGACAGUCCGAUGCAGAUUUAUUUACUCCUUUGCUUUUCUUUGACUCAAAGCAACGAUCAAAGUCUUGAUAAAUAAUGAACCGCAUUUUUGGUCGCAGCAAGAACCAAGCCCCGCCCAACAUUUCAGAGUGUAUUGGAAAUACAGAUGCAAGGGCCGAGUCAAUCGAUAAGAAGAUAGCGAGAAUCGACGCGGAGUUAAUCAAGCAUAAGGAACAGAUGAAAAAGAUGAGGGACGGUCCGGCAAAGAAUGCAGUGAAACAAAAGGCAAUGAGAGUGCUCAAACAAAAAAGAAUGUAUGAAGGCCAGAGAGAUCAACUUGCUCAGCAGUCCUUUAACAUGGAACAGGCCAACUAUACCAUUCAGGCUUUAAAAGACACCAAAACAACAGUUGAGGCCAUGAAGGUUGGAGCAAAAGAAAUGAAAAAGGCUUAUAAACAAGUGAAAAUGGAUCAGAUUGAAGACCUACAGGACCAGCUGGAGGACAUGAUGGAGGAAGCCAGUGAAGUGCAGGAGGCCCUGAGCCGCAGCUACUGCACCCCCGACAUUGAUGAGGACGACCUGGAAGCAGAGCUGGAUGCCCUUGGGGAUGAGCUACUACUGGACGAGGACAGCUCCUAUCUUGACGAGGCCUCAUCUACACCCUCCAUACCAGAGGGCAUGCCCAGCGACAGCAAAGCCAAUAAGGAUGGCAUUCUGGUUGACGAGUUUGGAUUACCACAGAUCCCAGCCACAUAGGUGAAACCUCUAGGAUCUGUUUCUGGGUUGAAGAUCUUCUAGAUAUUCACCUCCAGUUUGCACAUUGUCUGGUACUGAAGUUCUGUUUGUGUUUUGAUUUUACACUAUUCCAG